Messenger RNA from Setaria italica (foxtail millet), 1492 nucleotides. RefSeq names its product nuclear transcription factor Y subunit A-4. The record is from RefSeq and is a predicted model, not a curated record. The transcript is spliced from 7 exons. NCBI's taxonomy places the organism in Eukaryota, Viridiplantae, Streptophyta, Magnoliopsida, Poales, Poaceae. The coding region runs from base 287 to 1228 and encodes 313 amino acids. Gene Ontology annotation, molecular function: DNA-binding transcription factor activity, RNA polymerase II-specific; RNA polymerase II cis-regulatory region sequence-specific DNA binding. Gene Ontology annotation, biological process: regulation of transcription by RNA polymerase II. Gene Ontology annotation, cellular component: CCAAT-binding factor complex.
ACGCCUAACAGUUUCUCUGGUGGACGAUGUAUGAUAGUGAUGAGAGUGUGCCAGAUCAUAUUUGUUUAACCCCAAAUCAGAAAAGAAAGAGAAGAACCUAGCAGACAAUAUAUACAAGGAAUGCAAAUUUGGAUGCGCGUUAGGGACCUCGUCAUUUAAUCUUUCGGGGAGAGGGAGAGGGAGAGGGAGAGGAGAGAGAAAGAAGGGGGCUCGAUUGACGCGAGGACGGAGAGCAGGAAGAAGCAAAAUGCUUCUGGAGCUUGAGUGAUGCCAUCUGAUAGCAAAAAUGCUUCUGCGAGAAAUGGAUGGUGAUCCGUUCCAUACCAUGCCCAACUAUGAUUUCCUGUCUGGGAAUGGUUAUUCAAUGAAGCAGUUAAAUUGUAGCAACUCUGACAGAGAUUCUUCAUCAACAAAAUCUGAGCAGUCUCGCCAAGACUUAUCUGCAGUGAGUGACGGCAGCCUCAAUGGACAACACACACCAACACAAUCCGGUUUGUUCUCCCCCUCAGAAAACAAUGAUAGUUGUGGAAAGCGGGACCAGGGCAUGGUGAAAUCUGUAUUGUCCUUUGGCAACCCAGAAGCUGAUUUUUCCCCUCCAAAGUUUGACUACAGCCAGCCUUUUGCUUGUGCUUCUUAUACAGCUGAUCCAUAUUAUGGUGGGGUCCUGACAGGAUACAGUUCAAAUUCCAUUGUUCGUCCUCAAAUUAAUGGUGCAACAAACUCCAGGGUACCAUUGCCUAUUGAACCUGCAGCAGAAGAGCCCAUAUUUGUCAAUGCAAAGCAAUACCAUGCUAUCCUCAGGAGGCGGCAAAUGCGUGCAAAAUUGGAGGCUCAAAAUAAACUGGUGAAAGGUCGGAAGCCAUAUCUUCAUGAAUCUCGACAUUGUCAUGCAAUGAAGCGAGUCCGUGGACCAGGAGGUCGCUUCCUUAACAAAAAGGAGCUCCAGGAGCAGCAGCAGCGGGAGAAGGCUCCGCCUUCACUUCACACUCCAACAGGUGGGGUGGGCAAAAUGGCCUUCGGCAGGAAUCUAUGCCCUGAAAACAGCACAUCUCACUCGCCUUCGACAAGCUCUGGGAUCUCAAGUGUUUCAAAUGGGGGUGGCAUGAUGGCUCAUCAAGAGCACAUCAGCUUCUCAUCUCCUAAUUUCCUCCCCAGCAUGAACUUCCGCAAAGAGAACGGCAGUGAAAAGAUGGCUGUCAAUGGCGUCCGCCACCGCACCCCGUCAUGAGGUGAACCGCCUCCAUUGCUUCAGUGGUGGCACCAUCACUGGCACGCUCUGUUGUGCCCGUGGCAAUUCAUCCUUGGCUUAUGAAGUGUCUACUAAUAGUCUGCUUUCAGUUUCAUAUGUAGUAGACCUUGUCUCAGAUCAACUCAUUUGUAUUUGUUGCAACUAAAUUACUGAAGCGCCACUUGUUUAUAUAUUGUGGAUAGAGAAAUAUCCCCAUGUAAUGUAACCUGGUUUGGAAGCACCUUGAUUUUGGCAUCGCCACAA